CUGCGUUUCGCCUGCUGUGUACAAUCCAAGGUCUAACCCUAUCAAAUAACAGCACCGUGGCGGUUUUGUCCCAGUAUCACCCCAAAUUUUCGAAUACGUCACGUACGCACCUGAAGGUAAAAGAAACCUACGCAAACAUAACUACGCAAUGGAAGAAAAGCUAGAAAUGGAUCCGGUCGAGAAGCUGUUCUCCUCGCUCGCAGACCCAGAGGGCAGUUCCGUGACUGAUAGUGUGAACGCUGGAAACAAACUCACUGCAGCAUUGGAAGAGUUCAUCAACGGUCCGCCGUCGAAGGACUCAGACUAUCAAUAUCUUCUUAACCAUGCUCAGAAGGCUUUUAUCAAGGGCGUUUCCACCGUCACUUACUUCCGCCAACAGCUCGCCCACUUGGCAGCCCAGAAGCCCAUCCCACGUAAGGAUAAGAGCUUCAAGGCACGCCAACUUAGAUACCACAGAUGGUUUGCUUAUGGCAUGAAGACCGAGACAUACCCAUUUGAGAAGAGAAAGCCCGCUGGUCCUGCUUCAAAUGCUCGAAUCGCUGCAAGAGUGAGUCCCAGAGCCUGUGCCGCCUGUGGCAGACCAGACGCAAAUAUGAGAUGUUCCGAUUGCUCCCUCAGUGACGAUGGACACAUCCUGGAGAAGACGGCCUACUGCAACAAGAUGUGUCUUGAAAACGAUUACAAAGCUCACAAGAAAACCUGUGACUGCCGCAGAAUGGUCCUACGUGCUGCAUCGUUGAUGGACAAUAUGUUUAGAGCGAUGCAGGAGGCAACGUAUAUUUAUGCGCUUGGUAAAGUGUACAAGAAGGACGGCAUGGUAUAUCUUCUCGAUAACAAUUGGGACCGAGUUGGCAUUACCGGUCGACGUCUUUUCGUCCCAUUCCCUAAAGGUGUAGCUGAUAAUAAGGAGAUGCGCCUUGCUCUGCUUUAUUGGGCACAGUCUGAAGAGGUCACGCUCUCCUUGUUCUUCCUCAUCAAAACCAUCUUUAAGCCGGUCUGUAAAAAUGUUGAACUGGUCCACGUCCAACCGAGAAACGUUAUUACUCCAAUCUGCCAGAUGACAGCGGGAAGAGCCCUCAACGUUUGUCUCUAUAGACACACUGUCCUCAAGCUCACGCUGAUGUCAGACGAACAAUAUGUCCUUGAUCUCAGCGCCGCCCAGUUCGGCUGGAGAGAAACUCUGGCUCCGUGGACUGCCUGGACAGAGUUACGAGCCGCUGGAAUGGAUGAGCCCAAGGCCCUGAAGCCCUCGGGCAGCAAAAUAUCUCCAACAGUCCAACAGAGCGUUUUGGAGGCACACCAACAGGAUUUCCGAAUGACCCUAAUGGAAGCUGUAGUCAAGGAAUUGCAUAGCUUGCGGGACCUAGGAAAAAAGCUGAAAGCUGAUCAACAUGAAUUUGGCAGAACAGAGUUCGAGAUCAGAGCAAUGAUGCGCCACAAAAUCUUCCUGCUAAUUAAGGACGAGUGCCGCAAGGACAAAUAUCGCCUUUGGGUGUGUGGUGCCCCAAAUUUUAAUGUUCGGAUUGCCGGUGAACUUGAAGAUGUUCUCAAAGAACUUUGGAUCAGCCCCAAGGAGUAUGAUCGACUUAAGGGCAACGGAACCGACAUGCAGAAAUGGUGGAUCGACCACAUCGAUGGCAAGAUCAAAGAAACCGUUGACAGUGCAGGUGUCACUAUUGUCACUGGAGCCUCUUCGAACCCUGCUAAUGUGCAGAACUUAACUUGCCGAAAGAAGUAAGGAGAAAAGCUAGAAAACAAUAAGAUUGAAAACGAUAUGGGAUGGAAGCAGGCGUGACCAUCAUGGAUGCUGGCGGCUUAUCGUUCGCAGCUCGAUUCAGCAGGUACAGUCAAGUGUAAUGACUGUGCUUUUGCAUGCAACAAAAUAAGGAGAAGAAAAAGCAAAAGGUGGAAAUCACCAAAGAUACUUUGAUAUGAUCACACAAGAGCUGCGGAAGCUCAAAGAGACCUCUCAUUCUCCUAUUAGUGCUGUCAUAAUAGCUAUAUCAUGAUCCAAUGUUUUGCAACAAAAACAGGAGAAGUUGUUCGGCAGGUUGGCCAGAGGGAUAUCUUUGCAAGUGGGAAUUGCUCUGCGUGUAAUACUAGGACCCUUUCAAUGAAAUACAGUUUGACCUGAAGGUAUUCAUGCCCUU
Xylaria bambusicola is the source of this 2150-nucleotide messenger RNA. RefSeq lists its product as uncharacterized. The record is from RefSeq and is a predicted model, not a curated record. The coding region runs from base 149 to 1738 and encodes 529 amino acids. The transcript has 6 exons. Lineage: Eukaryota; Fungi; Ascomycota; Sordariomycetes; Xylariales; Xylariaceae.